This is a messenger RNA of Dreissena polymorpha, 522 nucleotides long. RefSeq lists its product as uncharacterized. The transcript has a single exon. The coding region runs from base 1 to 522 and encodes 173 amino acids. The record is from RefSeq and is a predicted model, not a curated record. Lineage: Eukaryota; Metazoa; Mollusca; Bivalvia; Myida; Dreissenidae.
AUGGAGGCCGUCCAGAUGGAGGCUGCCCGCGCUACCCCUCAGAAUGUAGAAGAUGGUUUAGCCACUAUGGGAACAUUACAGAAACGGGCCCUCGUCUGCGCUUUCCGCAACAUCUAUUGGCUAAUGAAAGAGGAAAUACCACAUACCGCAAAGUUCGGCCAUCUUCAGGAGCUCAUGACACUGCAGGGAGUGAGCAUACUCAACAAUCUAAACCACGGCGAAAACAACAAGGCGACUUCGCAACGGUUUAUUCAAGAGACUGUUCUGACAGUGGGAAAUCAGGUACGAAGUGACCAUCUUGAGAAAAAGAAGGCCUCGCCGUAUUUCACGAUUCUCGUCGACGAGACGACGGACAUUGCCACUGUGUCGGAAAUGAUAGUGUACAUCCGGUUUCUGGAAGAUGGAAUGAGUAGAACGGUUUUCCUAUCUGUUCUUCCUCUGAAAGACGGCAAGGCGGAGACGAUCUUUAAUACACUGAUUUCAUUCAUCGAGGACAGUGGAUUGGACAUACAGAAGCUGUGA